GGAAAGGUGGCAGGUACUCACCAGACAUGAAGUAGGCAUGAGACCUGAAGGUGAAUGUGAUUCAAAGAGUUUUUUGGCCGGGAAGCGGGGCAGACUUUUGAGUGUUUGUCGACCGGUCUUCAAUUACCAUCACUCAAUGGAUAAGCCCUAUGCGUCUGAUAUUGAAGAUUUCAGCAGGAAUUAAGAGAAGCAACUAUUCGUGAUCCCCUGAAUUUGCUGACGUUGCUGCGCUGACGCUGGAUAUUCUUGUGGUUUUAUUUUAUUUUAUUUUUAAAUGCUACAGCCAUGACCAUCACUCUCAAUAUCCCAAUCCCUUUCUUGGAAAAGAAAGCAAAGAUCAUAGCCCAGCUGGCGACGCCCGAUUCAACUUACACGGAUGCGUCGCCCAAGGGCUCCGUAGACGUCGGGAUCCGAGAGCUCAUCGCCGAGAUCAACUGUCAGGCCGGGCUCGUGACCACCAGCUCCUGUGCUGGACGGGUCAGCGUUUUCCUGGAGGGCAAAAAGGCCCAGAAUCGGGUGCAAGUGGGAGGCGGUGAUGCGCAGCUUGCCGGGACGGUUGGGGGCAAGGGAGGUGGUGGGAGGUGGCUGUAUGUGAGCCACGAGCCUUUUGGCGAUGUGGGUGGGAGGAGCUGGGAGGAGGUGCUAUUUGGUGCCGACGGUCCCGGUGAUGACGUUGCUGAUGAGGGGACGGGGGAGGCAGAGGAAAGGCUUGUGCAUUUUAAGUUUGAACCCAUGAUCCUCCACAUCCUCACCGCAUCCUCAGAGCACGCCCAGUCUGUUAUACGGUGCGGUCUGGAAGCCGGCUUCCGUGAGUCUGGAGCCAUCAACCUACUCGGCCCGCAGCAGCAGCAGCAGGCCACCCCCAUGGUUGCCAUCAGGUCAAUGGGCCUCGGGCUAGAGUCCAUCAUCGGCACGCUGGCCGCAGGCGGACUGCAGUGCCUAGUCACCCCGCAGUACCUAGCCAUGCUGGUCAGGAUAUCAAACGAGAGGUUCCGGCAGAAUGCGGAGCGGAUCGAGCGUUUUCGCCUGGCUUUGCAGGAGGAGUUUGGGGAGAAGAAGCAAACGGGAAAUCCCGGCUGGGAAGACGCGGCUGCGAGGAGGGAGAGGAAGAAGGCCGAGGGGUUAAGAAGGAGGGAAGAGAUUGCCAAGGAGAAGGAAAAGUCAAACUCGGCAAAUGGAAAUCCUGAUAUGUCAGAUGAGCAGCCAAUAUCAAUACCAUAACCACAAUACGC
Pyricularia oryzae 70-15 is the source of this 1232-nucleotide messenger RNA. Its product is annotated as tRNA wybutosine-synthesizing protein 3. Lineage: Eukaryota; Fungi; Ascomycota; Sordariomycetes; Magnaporthales; Pyriculariaceae. Gene Ontology annotation, biological process: tRNA methylation. The transcript is spliced from 2 exons. Gene Ontology annotation, cellular component: cytoplasm. The coding region runs from base 286 to 1221 and encodes 311 amino acids. Gene Ontology annotation, molecular function: tRNA methyltransferase activity. The record is from RefSeq and is a predicted model, not a curated record.